CCCGGAAAGGGGGCGGGGCCUCAAGAUGGCGGAGAGCGGGAAGGGCCGGGGGGGGAACCCGGGAACCGGGAAAGGACUGAGCCCUGAACAGGUGGUGUCCCGGUUUAACCGGCUCCGGCAGGACCAGCGGGGUUUGGCCUCCAAAGCGGCCGAGCUGGAGCUGGAGCUCAACGAGCACAGCCUGGUGAUCGAGACCCUGCGGGAGGUGGAUCCCACCCGGAAGUGCUUCCGCAUGGUCGGGGGGGUCCUGGUGGAGAGGACGGUCAAGGAGGUGCUGCCCGCCCUGGAGAGCAACAAGGAGCAGGUGAGGGGGGGGGACACCCCAAAAACCCUUUUGGGAACCCCCAAAAACUCCCUG
This is a messenger RNA of Corapipo altera (White-ruffed manakin), 358 nucleotides long. It is a transcript of the gene PFDN2, whose product is annotated as prefoldin subunit 2. The transcript has 3 exons. Gene Ontology annotation, biological process: protein folding. The record is from RefSeq and is a predicted model, not a curated record. Gene Ontology annotation, molecular function: protein folding chaperone. Gene Ontology annotation, cellular component: prefoldin complex; cytoplasm. NCBI's taxonomy places the organism in Eukaryota, Metazoa, Chordata, Aves, Passeriformes, Pipridae. The annotation marks the transcript as partial.